AACUAAAUUCCAAACAAGACAGAAUGCUGGAGCGUGUGUUGAGUGUUUUCAUUUUCGUCCUUUACCUUUUCGACACCGUCUUCGCCACGACUGAAGAGCACAACAAAGGAAAAGAUGACAUGUAUAAGAGAAAAAUCAGUGCAGUUGGAAUCAAAGAUCGUGGAGUCCGCUUGGAACAGUUUGCCGUUCCUUCAUAGUUUGGCAAAAUUCAAACGCAGAUGUGCUCUGUGAGCAUUCCACCACCCAUCAUCCCUCCACCAUGCACCAAUAAUCACAUUUCUGUCAAAACGCGGUAUCACUAACUUCAAUUAAUAAAUGAUAUUGAAGGCG
Messenger RNA from Caenorhabditis elegans, 330 nucleotides. RefSeq names its product Venom peptide (gene F56H9.2). The transcript is spliced from 2 exons. The record is from RefSeq and is marked reviewed. The coding region runs from base 24 to 197 and encodes 57 amino acids. NCBI's taxonomy places the organism in Eukaryota, Metazoa, Nematoda, Chromadorea, Rhabditida, Rhabditidae.